Messenger RNA from Staurois parvus, 301 nucleotides. Lineage: Eukaryota; Metazoa; Chordata; Amphibia; Anura; Ranidae. The record is from the annotation of a GenBank genome assembly.
UAUAGUGAAUGCAAGGUCCGGGGAGACCAGAUAUAGUGAAUGCAGGGUCCGGGGAGACCAGACAUAGUGAAUGCAGGGUCCGGGGAGAUCAGAUAUAGUGAAUGCAGGGUCCGGGGAGACCAGAUAUAGUGAAUGUAGGGGUCCGGGGAGAUCAGAUAUAGUGAGUGCAGGGUCCGGGGAGACCAGAUAUAGUGAAUGCAGGGUCCGGGGAGAUCAGAUAUAGUGAAUGCAGGGUCCGGGGAGAUCAGAUAUAGUGAAUGCAGGGUCUGGGGAGACCAGAUAUAGUGAGUGCAGGGUCCGG